Molecule: messenger RNA, 2191 nt
Organism: Schistosoma bovis
Lineage: Eukaryota; Metazoa; Platyhelminthes; Trematoda; Strigeidida; Schistosomatidae
Source: the annotation of a GenBank genome assembly
UUUUUUCAAUUUUGGUCCCUACAGCGCCAAAGACGACAAGCAAGGUUUUUGUGCUGAGUAGCUUCACCAUAUCAACUUGAAUUUCCCCCCGCAUCAAUUGCUUUCCUACUGACUAGGUGAAAAAAUAAAUAACUGAAAAUUGCAAUUUCUUAAUGGGUGUUACAUCCUUUCUGUAGUCUAUCUCAAGCAGGCUAUGUCAACUCCAAUUUCUAGUCUAAACAGUUUAUUUUCAUUCACAUCUCCUGCUGUAAAAAGACUUCUUGGUUGGAAACAAGGAGACGAAGAGGAAAAAUGGGCUGAAAAAGCGGUUGAUUCACUUGUAAAAAAACUUAAAAAGAAAAAGGGUGCACUUGAAGCUCUAGAGCGAGCUUUAAGUAACCCCGGUGAACCUUCAGAAUGUGUUACUAUUCCCCGAUCCCUCGAUGGUCGACUUCAAGUUUCUCAUAGGAAAGGGUUACCUCAUGUAAUCUACUGUCGAGUAUGGAGGUGGCCAGACUUACAAAGCCAUCAUGAGUUGAAACCCCUUGAUUUCUGCCGUUUUCCAUUCUCAGCUAAAGAAAAUGAGGUUUGUAUUAACCCUUAUCAUUAUCAGCGAGUUGAAAGUCCAGUUUUGCCUCCAGUCCUUGUUCCUCGGCAUAGUGAAUACCCUAGUCUUAGCACUGUAACUCCAUCACCGGGUUUAUCACACUGUGGAAGCAGUGGAAUAUCUAGUUCCCGUUCAGCAUCUAAUCUGGGAAUGUUCCCGAUGACAGACUCAGCAAUGCCUUACAAUGUAAAUUAUCCACACAACUUCAGUCAUUCUCCGUCUCUUCCUCCCGGAAAUAGUGGAACUUCUACAGACAGUGCAGUUGCUGGACCUAUCCAUUCACUUAAUAGUUCGAAUCUUCAAUCCGGUUACCAAACUCAACCCAAUCAGGAACCGGCUACCUCUGGACAAACUAUGCAUCCAGUCAAUUAUCAAGAACCGAAAUACUGGUGUUCGAUUGUUUAUUAUGAACUAAAUAAUCGUGUCGGUGAAGCAUUUAAUGCUUCACAAUUAAGCAUAAUCAUUGAUGGUUUUACAGACCCAUCAAAUAAUUCAGAUCGUUUUUGUCUUGGUCUUUUGUCGAACGUAAACCGAAAUUCUACAAUCGAGAAUACAAGACGUCAUAUUGGAAAAGGCGUUCAUCUUUAUUAUGUUGGUGGUGAAGUUUACGCUGAAUGUUUAUCAGAUAGUAGUAUAUUUGUACAAUCACGUAAUUGUAAUUAUCAUCAUAAUUUUCAUCCAACUACAGUGUGUAAAAUUCCACCUGGUUGUUCAUUGAAAAUAUUCUCAAAUCAAGAAUUCGCUCAUCUACUCAGUCGUACAGUACAUCAUGGUUUUGAAGCUGUUUAUGAAUUAACUAAAAUGUGUACAAUACGUAUGAGUUUUGUAAAAGGUUGGGGUGCUGAAUAUCAUCGACAAGAUGUUACAUCUACUCCAUGUUGGGUUGAAAUCCAUUUGAAUGGUCCAUUACAAUGGCUCGAUCGUGUACUUACACAAAUGGGUACACCAAGAAAUCCGAUUUCAUCGGUUUCAUAAAUCUCAUAUUGUUAAACACUUUAUCGUUCUCUUAAUGGAUAUUGAUUCUGGGACAAAAGAUGAAUAACAUAUGAUGUAUACAUGUCUAGGAUUCCCAUAGGAAAAGAAUACAUUGUUCUUCUUUCUUAUUUUAUUUCUGCAUUAAGAUCAUAAAUAGCCUCACUUAUACUAUCAGUAUUAACAAAUCAUCAUUACAAUCUAAAAUUCAUUUCAUAAGAUAGAGCUUCUUAUCAACAUGAAGCACACGAGAAGAACAUGAAAAUAAUGAAUAAAAUAACUGCGCCAUUCUCGUUUCUACUAUUUAUUUGUAUUUCUGCAUAUAUCUUCUUACUAUUUACAAUAGUUAUUGAUAUUUUGUGUGUGUUCGUACAGCGCCUCCUGAAAAUGCUAAUCACAUUGUUAUGUUUAUUGUUAAUCAUUGGGGUCUUUCUCUUUUCUUCAUCGUUCCUUUUGUCAUUAUUGUUUUCAUUGUUGUGUGGACAUUUCAAGUCUACUUUUUCAAUUAUUAUCUUGAUGUAGGUAGACGACAGUGUGAAGUGUUUUGAAAUCACUGUAAUAUAAAACAUAACUGUCGCAUUUUCGUAUUAUUUUCACGCUCAUCUCUGGAGGUAUAUAUAUAUAUAUAUAUAU